UGCCUGACCUGCGCGCUGAGCGAGGGCCACGCGUGCGGCGUGUACACGGGGACGUGCGCGCAGGGUCUCCGAUGCCUGCCGCGCAGCGGCGAAGAGAAGCCCCUGCACGCCCUCCUCCACGGCCGCGGAGCGUGCAGCAACGAGAAGGGAUACAAACCCGCGCACCAGCCCCUAGACCGCGAGUCUCACGAGGACAGCGCGGCCACAGAGAUGACGGAGGAGCUGCAGCCGGCCAAAGUUCCGCUUCUGACCAAAGACAUUGUGAACAGUAAAAAAGUGCACGCCAUGCGCAAGGAACUGAAGAGGAAGCUGGGCAAGCAGCGCUCCAUGGGCUCGCCCGUGGACUACUCGCCGCUGCCCGUGGACAAACACGAACCGGAAUUUGGACCCUGCCGCAGAAAACUGGACGGCAUCAUUCAGGGAAUGAAAGACACGUCUCGAGUCAUGGCGCUCUCUUUGUACCUUCCCAACUGUGACAGAAAAGGAUUCUUCAAACGCAAACAGUGCAAGCCGUCCCGUGGCCGCAAGCGGGGAAUCUGUUGGUGCGUGGACAAGUACGGCGUUCAACUCCCCGGCACAGAUUACAGCGGUGGAGACAUUCAGUGUAAAGACCUGGAGAGCACCAAUAACAACAACGAGUAAAAGACAAAAGAAAUACGGGGGCCGCAAUCCAACGUCACCCCCCCGCCCGCCUCCCCAGCCCAAAUCCCAACUUCUGCAAGGCGCACGGCCCACAUUUCCUCUCUGAGCGACACGCGGACAGUACGCUCCCGGCUCACCUCAAGAGUUAUUCACCUUCCCGAUUCGUUCCGUUCUCAGGAACAGCGACAAUGUUCCUGGGUCAAUUUGACCCGGGGUCGUGUGAAAUGAAAAAAAAAAACAAACAAACCGACCUCCAUCUCGAAUCAGUGAAUUGCAUGUACGUGAAAUGAAUGGACUGCAUUGAGUAAGCCAAGCGGGGUCUUGACAUGGGUCAAUUUGACCCGUGACAUAUCAGAAGGGUUGAAAUUCGUUUUGAAAGACGCAAAAUGAAAAGAACACCUGUACAUUUUUAUCUUGUCUGUUGUUGACCAAACACUCAUCUCCAAAUGGGGGCGGGAGGGGGGGGGUCGAAAGUCCCAAAAUAUCCCUUGAGUGCAGCUCACGGGGCCCCUUGUACACGCCACGUACACGGGCUGACCAUUCAUGGAAAAUAUAUGAACAGAAUGGAUAUAUUUUUUUAUACCCGGGACGGGGGUGGGUUGCUGGCUUUCAGGGGGUCGGGACAGUGCAGCCAAUCUAUUCACAAAUUGCGUGCAAAAAGCCACAAACAUGUCAUGAGGGAUUGACUUGAUUAUUAUUUUUUUUUUUGGGUGUCCCAGGUCCCACCAAAUGUUCAUCUGUGGCCAUUAAAUUAACAGCAGGUGUGUUGCGCUUGCUCAGCCAGAUGUCCAAAGUUGUUCACGAGAAUGAUUUAAAAGCCACACUUUUGUAUUUUUGCGGGCGCAAUUCAGUAUUUUGGGAGUACAACUGAGCAUUUUUUUUUUUUUGUUGUGGCCACAAUUGAAAGCGAAAAAAAAAAAAAAAAAAGGUAUAUCCCCUAUGUCAUGUCAGCGGCUGCGACAAAUUAAGUGAGGGCAAAUGGGCGGAUCCAUCAGAGCUGUCAAUCAGCGUGAUUGAAACACAAGACAGCAGGUGUGUGGGUGCGAUUCUGUCAAAGCACUGCUACAAAAAAAGCAGCAAACUUCUUUGACGUGUUGUAAAUUCACCAAAGCAAGUGCUUGAACGCCUGCAUGUUUACAGUGUGAGCGCGGGCUCGGUCGUGGCCUGCUUUGCUGAACGAUUCCAAGACAGCAACAAAGAAAAAAAGAAAAGAAUGUCCUUUUAUUUCUCUCGUUUUGAUUCUUUUUUUUUUUUUUUUUUUCAAACGUACUGCUCGGAGAUGGCUCUCCGUUGUAGGUUCGUGUUUGACGUGGAACGUUUGGCAACGUAUAAAGGAUGCCGAUCGUUAGCGGUGGACAAGUGGCUCUUUUGAGCUUAGCCUGAUAUGCCAACUGUGCCUAUUUUGAAAAGACGCUGCCAAGCCGACGGUGAAAUAAAAGGCAAGGGAGAGGGGGGAAAAAAAUGCUGUUCGUCUGACAGGACUCACUUUUGACUUUUUGAGUCUAGUACGCGUUCAAUAGCCACAAAAACCUAAACGGGCGGUUCCUUGUCAUUCUGUAGCAUGUGUGAGGUGUGCUUUUUGUUUUGUGCUUUUUUUGAUUUGCAUUCGGUGAAGAACUGAGAGCCCACUUUUUUCCAUGUUCCUUUUAUCGAAGUUUUUUUUUUUUUUGCCCCCCUUUGACGUAACCCAUCUUUGAAUUCUAGUAGCUGAAUAUGUGAGUGUGUGGGUUUUUUUUUUUUUUAAACUUGGAAAAAAAAAACAAAAAAAUCACGGCCCGCAAAGAAGAAAACCUUCUGCGGCCUGGAACGGCAAUGGUCACGUUGCUCUCCGUCUGUGAAUACAUCGCCCUCGGUGCCUUCCUUUACGUAAACACAUUUCAAUUGUGAAGCAAGAGUGACGUUGACGCGGCAAAGGCGACAGCCCCUCGCAAGGACAGACGAGAGGAAGCGACCCGUUUGUCCGCUUCGAUUGGAAGCGUGACCCCCGCCCCCAUUGCAAUUUGAGCGCCAUUUUGUCAUGGUUUCGCAAGUGAGAGGCUCCGAUUCAUGGAAGCUUCUUCUUUCUUGUUGUUGUUGUUGUUGCUGUGAAUGCUCAUGUACAUUAUUGCUCGAGAGAAGAGGAUGUUUGUUUGGAGGUCAAGCAAUACUUUGCCCUCUGCUUCAAACAGGGAUUUAAAAAAACAACAACAACAACAACAAAGGCUUCCAGUUGUGAAUAUGUGAGAUGUCCAGGCACUAUCCCCUCUCCCAGGAGCCGAUCUCCACCACUGCCACUUUAAAAAAAAAAAAAAAAAAAAAAAAAUCUGCAUAAAAGCAACUUGCACUUAUUUCACUUAGCCACUAUUGAUAGUGAUGAAGUCAGUGGAGGAUAAAAAAACAAAAAAAACAAAAAAAAAAAAACAAACGUCACGUGGUGUCACGUUGUGCUCACCUUUUCAAGGUCGACUUUGGGUACCACUUGUUGACAGGGGCUCCGCACGCCCACGCCGGGGACCUCCGCUACAGCAAAACCAGGACAAGUGAAAUCAGACACGGCAACGUGUGUUCUCUUUCACAGAGAUGGGAAUGACACUCCAGAGGUUGUGGGGCUGCUGACUUUUUUUUUUUUUUUUUUCUAGAGGCAGCGACAUAGGAAGGUACCUUGUACAGGGGGGGGGGAGACCUAUUCAGGGCCUAGCCACGCGGCCCCCCCCGUGCGGGGUCUCCGACUGCAUAUCACUAGAUACACGUUAGUCAGACAGCAUGACAGGAGGCAAUGAAAUGCGGAGAAUUCACGACUGCAGCCAGCGUCGGGUGACAUUUGUUUGGAAGAUUGGAUGUUGCAUCCAACGGGGUGACGGCGCCCCGUUGAACGAGUUGAGGUUCCGGGUUGAAGUGCAUGCGAUUGGCUGGUUGUCAGUGGUCGGUUCCUCACGUUUUCCCUUGCAUCUCCCGAUUUGGUUCUUAACUCACAUUUCAUAUUGGGCUAGUACAGUAACGACUGUUGUUUCGUUUGUUUUUUUUUUUUUUUCCUGAAUACAUUAAUGCAUUCUGGAUGUAACGACACAGUACAUUUGGUUAUCGUCAAUUUGGAGUAGCGAAACAAAAACCGAGGACGGAGGGGAAGGGGUGGGGGAUAGAUAUGGUCGGUCGUUGGAAUGACAAAUAAGAAUAAAAGUCAAAUUAUUCAAGCGAA
Molecule: messenger RNA, 3817 nt
Organism: Hippocampus comes (tiger tail seahorse)
Lineage: Eukaryota; Metazoa; Chordata; Actinopteri; Syngnathiformes; Syngnathidae
Product: insulin-like growth factor-binding protein 5
Exons: 5
Biological process (GO): regulation of insulin-like growth factor receptor signaling pathway
Cellular component (GO): extracellular region
Molecular function (GO): insulin-like growth factor II binding; fibronectin binding; insulin-like growth factor I binding
Source: RefSeq, a predicted model, not a curated record